Messenger RNA from Daucus carota subsp. sativus, 2413 nucleotides. Its product is annotated as DEAD-box ATP-dependent RNA helicase 50. The transcript has 8 exons. The coding region runs from base 59 to 2209 and encodes 716 amino acids. Gene Ontology annotation, molecular function: mRNA binding; RNA helicase activity; ATP binding. NCBI's taxonomy places the organism in Eukaryota, Viridiplantae, Streptophyta, Magnoliopsida, Apiales, Apiaceae. The record is from RefSeq and is a predicted model, not a curated record.
UUCCCAAGUUAAGUUAUUAUUAUCCACUUUCUUAUCGUCUCACCGAACCGGAAAAGAAAUGCUAGCGAAAUUACCGCCGGCGAUAAGCUUCGAGUUCCGCCGGACCGAAGCUCUCCGCCGCCCCUCUCUCUCCUUCACCACCACCUGCAAAAACCACAACAAUGAUAACGCUACCAGUUACACACCGAAAUGGAGAAGAAAGUGUAGUGAUAGUGGCGGAGGUGGUUCUAGGGUUUCAAUUGUGGCGAGAGCUGCUUAUACGCGAAGAAAAUUGGAGACUGCGGGAGCGUACGAGCUUAUCGACGACGAGACUGGCGAAAAGGUUAUUGUAUGGGGAGAUGAGAAAGAUGAUGAUGACGUGGACGAUUCUGGUGUUUCGAAAGAUGUGCUGAAGUGGAAGCCGGAGAAGAAGAUUAGUGUGAGUGCGAGUAGGCGUAGUGGUUCGGAUUCUGAAAGUAGAGCAGGAAAUAAAAGUUUAGCAGGAAAUUUUGGAAGAUUGAAAGUCCAGAAAGUAAGAAAGCUUGCGAGAGCAACUUCCUCAUCGCAGCAGACGGUUAGAGGACGUGAGUAUGUUGAUAAAGCCUCUAAAGGUACUUUUUCUGAUACCUCGGCUGAUUCACCUGAUGAGAAUGAGAAGUUAGCUGUACGGAGAAAUUUUGAUGCUCUCAGAGAUAAGUUGAAUGUUACAAGAGCUGGUCGAUCACAGGAUAAGCAAGAUACAACGCAAAGAAAGGCCAUGACAAGAGAAGACAUGGAGGAUUAUGAGGAUGUUGAUGAAGAUGAAGUUGACGAAGUACCUAAGCAUCAGACUAGAUCCCCAAAAUACCAGAGGACUGAUUCUAGAGCUUCUGAUACAAGAACCUCUGCUUCUUCAUUUCGAGGGUGGAGCCGUGGUGUGCCCAUGGAGGAUGAAUAUGAAUAUAGGCCAACAGUUUAUCCAAAGAAAGGGAAGAAGGGAAAUGCUGAUAGCGAUUUUUUUAGCAGAAAGUCCUUUAAAGAUAUGGGCUGUACUGAAUAUAUGAUGGAAGCUCUGAAGAGUCGGCUAUUUAACCGCCCUUCACAUAUUCAGGCUAUGGCAUUUGCACCUGUUUUUGAAAAAAAGAGCUGCAUUAUUGCUGAUCAAAGUGGAUCUGGGAAAACUCUGGCAUAUCUCUUACCAGUAAUUCAACGCAUUAGGCAAGAAGAGCUUGAAGGAAUUGGAAAAUCCUUACCACAAAAUCCACGAGUAGUCAUACUAGUACCGACAGCCGAGUUGGCUUCUCAGGUCUUAACUAACUGUCGUUUGAUGUCAAAGUUUGGUGUCCCAUUCCGAUCUAUGGUUGCCACAGGAGGUUUUAAACAGAAAACGCAGCUGGAAAGUCUCCGUCAGGAGUUAGAUGUUCUAAUAGUAACACCUGGUCGACUCACUUAUUUAGUCAAAGAAGGCUUCUUGCAGUUGACUAAUCUAACAUGCACUGUAUUAGAUGAGGUAGACAUACUCUAUAGUCAUGAAGAUUUCGAGCCAGCAUUGCAAAUAUUAAUGAACUCUUCGCCUUAUACCACACAAUACCUCUUUGUUACUGCGACUUUACCAGUGAACAUAUACAACAAGCUAGUUGAAGUAUUUCCAGAUUGUGAAGUUAUUAUGGGGCCUGGUAUGCACAGGACAAGCCCUGGGCUUGAGGAGAUCCUGGUGGAUUGCAGUGGGGAUGAUGGAGCAGAAAAAACUCCAGAAACAGCAUUUCUGAACAAAAAAACUGCUCUGCUGCGACUUGUGGCGGAAAGGCAAGUUGCCAAGACAAUAAUUUUCUGUAACAAGAUUGAGACAUGCAGAAAAGUCGAGAAUGCAUUACAACGGUUUGAUAGAAAUGAAUAUCGAGUGAGAGCUCUACCUUUUCAUGCGGCUUUGGCACAAGAAACCAGACUUGCAAAUAUGGAGGAGUUCCGCAGCUCUCAGCGGAAAGACAGCCUGUUUUUGGUGUGCACUGACAGAGCAUCACGUGGAAUUGACUUUACUGGUGUGAAUCAUGUCAUACUCUUUGAUUUCCCUCGUGACCCAAGUGAAUAUGUGCGUCGAGUUGGAAGAACUGCCAGAGGUGCUGGGGGUGUUGGAAAAGCCUUUGUUUUUGUGGUCGGGAAACAAGUGUCUCUAGCAAGGCGGAUAAUUGAGAGAAACUUGAAAGGCCAUCCGCUGCAUGAUGUGCCAUCCUCGUAUGAACAAAUGAGAUAAGAAAACUCUUGUAAUUUACUCUUAAGAUUAAAUUAAGAUGUGCCUUUUUUUUUGUUUUUGUGGGCGGGAACGAUGUGCCUGUUUUUGUAUGAAUGUAGAAAAAAAGUAAUGGGGCGCCCAAUUAUAUACAAUGUAUUAUUUACAUUUACUCUUGUAAUUUCUUCUUUAGAUUAUUGUGGGAAAUUAUAAAGUAUGAAUUUUGCA